Larimichthys crocea (large yellow croaker) is the source of this 5113-nucleotide messenger RNA. It is a transcript of the gene rnf17, whose product is annotated as ring finger protein 17. The record is from RefSeq and is a predicted model, not a curated record. The coding region runs from base 98 to 4843 and encodes 1581 amino acids. The transcript has 38 exons. NCBI's taxonomy places the organism in Eukaryota, Metazoa, Chordata, Actinopteri, Sciaenidae.
GUCCGUGACCACUGAACGCACCGCGGUCACGUGACAAAGAAAACCGCCUGCACUUGCUCGGAGGAGCGAAAAGAUCAUUUUCAUUGAGACAUUAAAGAUGGACAGAGGAGACAACUCCAACGCCGUGGUGUGCAACUUAUGUGGGGAGGCAUUUACUCUGCCUGAGGAUGAAGCUGAUGGUAACCUCCCUCGUGUGCUUUCAUGUGGCCACAUCUACUGCACAACUUGCCUGCUGUCCAUUCAGUAUGACAGCGUCAUUCGAUGUCCAGAGUGUGAGGUUGAGUUCACUGUUCCUGAAGGUGGGGUGUAUGGGCUGCAAGAAGAAAGCAGAAUCAUCGGCCUCAUGUACACUGCUAAAAUGAACAAGAUAAGAAGGUGUGAACGAUUAAAGACUUACAGAAGGAAAACGUUCCCACCAUCCCCAGACAUGAAUGCCAAUAAAGGGGAUAUGCAGCAGCCAGCUGAUCUUAAGAAGAUCAAGAAGACUGUGGAUGAGGCGUUAUGCCGAGGAGCAGAAAACCUUGCCCAGCUGGAACACAUCUACAAGACUCUGACAACUGGACUGGCGGAACAAGUGAAGAGAGAGAGAGCUCGGCUGGAGAUGGAGCUCAAGCAAGCUGCAGACAAAGCUGUACAUGCUGUUCAAAAGUGGAAGGAUGUGCAGUUGAAGCAGCUGUCAAAACUGGAGGCACAAUUCUCCACCACUCAGGUCGUUGUCUGUUGUGUUCGGGAGAGGAUUAAGGCCCUGAAGAUUUCCAUGCAGAUGGCCAAAGAAAUCUGUCGUGUCCCCUUUCUGGAGCAGCACUGCACCCUCGACAAGGUUCUGAAGACGUUGCAGGCUCCUGUGGAUAGCCGGUCCUUUGAUAUGAAAUGCACAAAUAUGGAUUCUGGAAUGAGCUGUGUUUUCCAGUCAGAAGGCCUGAAGCAGAGUCUAUCAUUGUCUCUGAAGAUGGAAGAAGGCAACCAAAAGCAAUGCUCCCCGUGGCGAGCAGAGAGCAAGAACAGCAACUGUACCCCACCCAAACCUAGGUGCGCCAACACACGAAAACAGGCCCAGAAGAGCCCCGCAUCUCACAGUUUGUCAUCGGAGAGCUCGUCUCCAAGCCCAAAACCUCGUCACAGGUUCAGAAUCUCUCAGCACAACGCGACCUCAAACCUCCAAACCCCAGACGUAAUUGUUGAGCACUUAGAGGAAAGUCAAAAACACGCUCUUCCACCCACUGGUCCUGAGCUGGCUAAUGGCAGAGGGAGAAUCAACAGGAGGAGGAGAUGUCAGGUGUUUGACAAGAGCAGAAGUGUCACUCAGUGGGUGGUGGUAGCCCACAUUGUGAAUCCAAAUCAGUUCUACGUCCACUAUGUGACCGAGAAGAAGGAAAACGAGACGCUGUCUAGGAAGAUCAACCAGUUCUGCUACAAAGAUGGUUCUCACUUCACCGCCAGUGACACUGUGGAGACUGGCUCAGUGGUCUUUGUCAAGUGGACCGAUGGGCUCUGGUGCCGAGCCAAUGUGCUUCAAAUGGUGGAGAUCGGAUGUGUGGAGGAUGUGAAAGCCUGCCCAGUUGACCAGCUCGCCAGCAUCCAAGUCUACUUCCUUGACUAUGGCCUCACCAAAAGCCUCAUCAUACAGAAUGACGAGGCGACCACUGAGUCCUCUCUGAAGGCUGUGAAUAACCACCUGAGGAAGGUGACUGAGGCGAUGAACAUGGAGCUGGGUCACUUUGUCCCUCAGGCCAUCAGAUGUUCCCUCAAAGACCUCGUCCCAUAUGACCUGACAAAGGGUUGGAGUGAAGAGGCUCGGGCUGAAUUCCACAACGUCGUUGGCUCAGCAGCAGUGGAGAUGAGGCUUCUAGGUCAGGAUGGAGACUCUUUAUUGGUGGACCUGAGGAAAGCCCCCAUGAACCAAUCCAGUGACGUGCCCAUCUCUGUCAGAGAGUACCUCGUUUUCAUUGAAGUGGCCAGGUUUUAUUCUCCAGUGACGUUGGGCAGAAAGCCCCUGCUGUACUACCCCCCUGUCUAUCCCAAGAUCAACACAGAGGUCGAUGUUGUGGUGUCGCACAUCAAUAACCCUGCUGACUUCUUCAUCCAGCUGGUUCAUAACAUGGAGUCCUUGUUGCUCUCAGCUAAGCUCCAGGAGUGUUACAGUGCAACAGAGACCGGAGGAGAUCACCUCAGAGUCUACUGCCCUGUGAUGGGACAGGCCUAUGUUGCCCGCUAUGAUGACAAGUGGUACAGAGCUCAGGUCAUAGGGCAUCCAGGGGGCAGAGAAGUGGAGGUGUAUUAUGUGGACUUUGGCAAUAAGAACAUCUUGUCAGUCAGUGACUUGAGAAUGAUCAAAGAUGAGUUCUUUGCUCUUCCUUCAAUGGCAAUCCACUGCUGUUUGUCUGACGUGAUUCCUCUGGAUGGAGAGAGCUGGAGUGAUGCCUGCACCAAAAGACUCAUCAGCCUGGUUUACCAGAAACUUGUCACUAUUGUGGCUACAGAAACCGUCCCUAAGACCAAGCCUCUGCCAAUCAAACUGUUUGAGAGCAUCCUGGACAGGCCUCUGUCCAAUAUUGCUGAACUCCUGGUCAAAGAGGGACUGGCCUGCUUCAAAAGGGGACUUAAGUCUAAGGAUGCCUCGCUCCCUGGUGAUGAGUCUGCCGUAUGGGACCCUCCACUUGAGCAUAGUUUGGCCACAGGCGAUGCUGAUGCCCCUGACCAAAAGAUCACUGGAGAGCAGGGCGAGGAGCUGCUGGAUGUACAGCCUCUGCUGAAGCUCCAGACACAGCUCAAGGACCUGAAAGUCAAAGUCAGUCACGUCAACUCACCGAGCAGCUUCUACGUCCAGCUCCUUCAGUACAACUCUCAGCUUAAAAGGGUGUGUGAGCUGGUGAAGAAGGAGUGUGCGCUUACGGAGCCCCAAGAUGUGGCGUGGAAGGCUGACAUGUACUGUGCUGCUCACAUGAACGGAGUUUGGGAGAGAGGACAGAUCAGCUCUGACGUCACAUCCAGCGACAUCGCAGAGUUGAUGCGCUGUGACCAUGGCAACACGGUGAAGCUGCAUGUCUGCAAUCUGCGGACGCUGCCGUCCUCGUUGAUGGGCUCUCUGGCACUGGAGUGCACUCUUAGCGGCAUCAGGCCAGCAGGAGGCCGAUCCACCUGGACGGCUACAGCCUGUGAUUUAUUCUCCCACUACUUGACCGGAGCCUCAGCUGUCAUGACUGUCAAGAAGUUGACAGAUGAGCGUCCAGUGCCCGUCACACUGUUUUGCUCCAACAGGACGGGACAGUUUGUCAGCAUUGCAGACUUUUUAACCAGUGAGGGCCUCGCCCUCAGGGAACGAAAACCAAGAAAUGCUGACGUUCAUGACCCCAAAGAAAGUGAUGCACAGUCUCCAGCGAGGGCGACACAGACUGAAUGCUCUGACGACGGCAACACUCACCCAUCUCCCUUUCUUAAACCUACACCUUCUCCGUCCUCACACACGCCUCCAAAACCAGCCCCCCGCACCAUCAUGUCUGCUGAGAAGGUGACGACUAAGUUGUACCAGCCCCCUGAGCUGCCGUGCCCCGGUCACAUCCAGAUAAGUGUGUCUGCCAUCAGAGAGGACGGUCUCAUUUACGGCAGAACAGAGAAUGCAGAGUGUCAGCUGGAGCAGCUCAGAGAGAGGAUUCACCAGAGCAUAAAGACAUUACCCAGACCUAAGUCUUACACCUGGAAGUCAGUCCUGGGCUGCGCCGUCAUUGGACCUGAUAUGUUGUGGUAUCGAGGACAGCUGCUGGAGGUGCUGGGAGGACACGUUAAGGUACAGUACGUGGACUAUGGCCUGGUGGAGAACAUCCCAGUGGUCCAUGUGUACCCCAUACUGCUGUGUGAAGACGUUCCUCAGCUCUGCAUGCCCUUCCAGCUGCACAACGUCAACCCUGUUGGUGGUAAGUGGCAACAGGAUGCAGUUGCCAUGCUGAGGGAGAUGUUGCUGAACCGCAGUGUGGACAUAGACAUCAUGGAGCUGCCGACUGACCCAAGGGGACCCCUCACAGUUGAGCUCUUCCUGGACGGGCUGAGCCUCAGCCAGAUCCUGUGUCACCACGAACACGCCACCAUAGACCAGACUGUAUCAACACCAAAGAGACUGAUGACGCCAGCCUCCCUGGAUGACUGGGACAUCGACACCGAGGGUCUGGAGGGCCCACAGGAGCCGUUGCUGGGACCCUUCAUCUACCCAGACCUGCCACAGGAGGGAGAGCACUUUCCAGUCAGGGUCAAGCACCUGUUGACCCCCACCGAGUUGUUCCUGUGGCCUCAGAGGGAGGGAGUGGCUGAUGCGGAGGUGGAUGGAGAGACUCUGGAUGAGGCACUAAGCAGAAUCAAUGCGAACAUCGACAGUCUGCCACAACUCAACAGCUUCUCUUGUGGUGACAUCAGUUCACUGCUGUUUCCAGGCGGUCCGUGUCUGGCAGAGUACAGUGAUGGGAAUUACUACCGGGCCAAGCUGAUAAGGUUCAUCAGUGCGGAGCCGAUCAUGGUCCUGGUCCAACAUGUGGACUUUGGCUCUGACGACACUCUGCCCAUCACCAAGCUGCGUGAGAUGCCGGCCGAGCUGCUGCGAUUUCCAUCACGGGCGCUCAAAGUCAAAGUCGCCGGCUUUAAGGCUCCGAGUGUCAGGAACAGGCAGGAAGACAUGCUGCCCUACAGCCCUGAGUGGAGCGUAAAGGCCACAAUGGAGAUGAUCGACCUGUUAAACGGCAGAAUCGAAGCCACUGUUGUGGCCCGGGAACCAGAGCUCACAGUGGUGCUGUACAAUGAGGAUGGAGAGCUGGUCCAUCUGCCUCUGGUGAGCAGCGGACUGGCCGAGCUCGAGUGAAGCGGAGCAGAGACGACCACCUCGACCCGCAGGGUACAGUUCAUGCAAGUUGACACGUCGACUUCCUGUUUUAUGAACAUUUCAAUUUCCUUGACUGCUGUUUUUAGUUUUGACAUGUUGCAGUAGUCUUUACGUUAACUGUUCCUGUAGAGCGGUGAUUUACUUCAAGUUUGGCUGUUUUGUGUUGGCAUUAGCUGUGCUGAUAGAGCACUUUGUUUUCCAGUCAUGUGACUUGUGAAGGUUCAGAUUAAAGUCUUCAGUGCCGUCUCA